AUGGCAACAACCUCCCUUUCUAUUUCCAUACCGAUACUAGCGAUAUGGGCUAUCUGGAUCUUAUUAUGCAGAAAGUGUUUGGAUAAUGCACUUCAGCAGCUUGUUGUUGCUGCAUCUGGGUCAUCUCAUGCCCUUCAACUUAAACAAGCCAAGGCUUUGCAGGAGACUGGGUGGUGGCCGUCCACUACUCAUGCCCAAGCCAGUAGUAAUUAUUCAAGUGCAUGCCACUGGGAUGGUAUUACUUGCAAUGCUGGUGGAAGCAUCACAACCAUCGAUAGAUUUGAUCAAGGUUUGAGAGGUCAGUUGAUCAAACUCAAAUUCUCUUUCUUCCCAAAUUUAGUCAGUCUUGAUCUUCGUUGGAACUCCCUUACGGGGUGUAUCCCACUUGAGAUAGGGAUCCUAAAGAACUUGGUCUAUUUAAGACUUAGUUUCAACAUGCUUGUCGGUCCAAUCCCUUCCACUCUGGGCCAUUUAACUAAUUUGAACACUUUAGGCCUUAGUCGGAAUAAAAUCAAUGGAUUCAUUCCCCCUGGGAUAGGGAUGCUGAAAAAUCUGACCUUUUUAUACCUUUUUUCCAACAUGCUCGUCGGUCCAAUCCCUUCCACUUUGGGUCAUUUGAUUAAUUUGGAAUAUUUAGACCUUCAUCAGAACAAAAUCAAUGGAUUCAUUCCUCCCGAGAUAGGGAUGCUGAAAAAUCUAACAUCUUUAAACCUUUCUUUGAAGAUGCUCGUCGGUCCAAUCCCUUCCACUCUGGGUCAUUUAACUAAUUUGGAAUAUUUAGACCUUCAUCAGAACAAAAUCAAUGGAUCCAUUCCCCCCAAGAUAGGGAUGCUGAAAAAUCUAAUCUCUUUAUACCUUUCUUCGAACAUGCUCGUUGGUCCAAUCCCUUCCACUCUGGGAAUAAAAUCAAUGGAUCCAUUCCCCCUGUAA
Molecule: messenger RNA, 930 nt
Organism: Juglans regia (Persian walnut)
Lineage: Eukaryota; Viridiplantae; Streptophyta; Magnoliopsida; Fagales; Juglandaceae
Product: MDIS1-interacting receptor like kinase 2-like
Exons: 2
Coding region: 1-930 (309 amino acids)
Molecular function (GO): protein binding
Source: RefSeq, a predicted model, not a curated record